GAUGUAACCUUGACCAUAGAUAGAUUUGUAGUGAUGCAAUGAAAAGAUUUAUUUAAAUAUUAUAUAAAUUACCUGGUGACUGGCGUCCACAAUUUAAUAAUUAGAAUCAUGGCAAACUCACGGCCUGCUUUCAACUAUAAUGAUGAAUCUCAGUCGGAUAAAUUGGCCAGGAAGUCUAAGGAUUCUCCUUUCAUGAUUAUAGGUAUCUUAGGACUGAUUGGCGUUUGUGGCGUGGGGGCAUAUAAAUUCAAAACACGAGGUAAAAUGAGUACUAGUGUAUUUCUCAUGCAGUUGCGAGUAGCCGCCCAGGGGACUGUGGUAUCUUGUCUGACCAUAGGUGUGGCCUACACAUUAGCCAAGCAACAUCUAUUUAAGGAUACUAAAAAAGACGAGUAAAUACAAACAAACAUUGGUAAGCUUUCCUUGUUAGUAUGGGCUGUGGAACUUGAUGGCUAUUCAUAAAAUCAGUUUUGAAAAGUUAAUGCUAGGGAUAUAAUUAUUUUGCAUCCACUUUUUAUAAGACAGCAUAAUCACUGAUUAUUAAUCAGCUUCAAGAUCUAUGUUACAAAGAAUGGCAUCUAAGGUUCAGUUGUUCAAAUUAGUUGUUUUUAUAGUUUGUACCUAACCCUGUAGUCUGCUAUGCUAUGCUAUCUUUAAAUUAGUGCACCUGUUACUCAAGUGAUGUUGUAGAUCUGAAUGAAAAAAUACUGGAAUAAUUAGCUAGUAAUUAAGCCAUCACUGUUUAUGUUAUAUUGUACUUAUGUAUGUGCCAUAAUUAUUAACUGUGUAUAAAAUGUCAUUUGAAACCAUGUUUGAAACUUUGAUGAAAAGGGUAUUUGACUAUACUACACAAAUCAUUUGUUUUUUCCUAGAUAAUGUU
Molecule: messenger RNA, 880 nt
Organism: Cydia splendana
Lineage: Eukaryota; Metazoa; Arthropoda; Insecta; Lepidoptera; Tortricidae
Product: HIG1 domain family member 1C-like
Exons: 3
Coding region: 109-396 (95 amino acids)
Biological process (GO): mitochondrial respirasome assembly
Cellular component (GO): mitochondrion
Source: RefSeq, a predicted model, not a curated record